This is a messenger RNA of Rhizophagus irregularis DAOM 181602=DAOM 197198, 1692 nucleotides long. NCBI's taxonomy places the organism in Eukaryota, Fungi, Glomeromycota, Glomeromycetes, Glomerales, Glomeraceae. The record is from RefSeq and is a predicted model, not a curated record.
AAAAAAAAAAAAAAAAAAAAAAAUUUAAUAAUUCAUUCAUCAUAUUAUAAUUAACGUAAUGGCUCAAUCUCCUCCUAAUGAAAUCUUACAAGAGAUUUUUAAGUAUAUUGUUAAUGAUAUUGAUCAUUUACAUUCGUGUCUUUUGGUCAAUAAAAUUUGGUGUUCUAAUGUCGUUCCAAUUUUAUGGAAUCGUCCUUUUCAUUUAUUAUUACUUCAUAAUAAUCAUUUAUCUCAUCAAAUAAUUUCUACUUAUCUCUCUUGUUUGGAUAAAGAUGAAAGAUCUAAAUUAGAUCUAAAUGGAAUUACAAGAUCUUUAUCUUCUUCUUCCUCUUGUUCUUCCGAUUCUUCCUUUUCUUUCUCCCCUUCUUCCUCCAAUUUUGAAUUACCUUUAUCUUCAUAUCCUAUAAUUCCUUCUCGUCCUCCAACUCAUAAUUAUCCUUCUUUCUUACGUCAUUUAUCAUAUUUCUCUUUUGUGGCUUCUAUACAAGAAUGGUGCGCUGUACAUAAUAAUUGGAAUCCUUAUGCUAUACGUAAAAUUGUUCAAGCUUUAUUCCGUCUUUUCGCGAAAUUUUCUCCAAGUUUAGAAACUUUGGUUUUUGUGAUGGAUAUGGAUAAUAUUACAAAUGGUUUAAUGUUAUUUGAUGAUAAUUAUCAUGAUUUUAAUGGUACCCUUGUUACAAAAAGAAAUUUAUCCAUCUUACGUGAAUCUAUCGUACGUAAUUGGAUUUCACAUAUUAAAGAAAUUGAAUUGGCUGGAGAUUUUGUUAUUGAUCAAAAUUUUCCCGUUUUGUUGACAAUUUGUAAAGAUUUGAAAAAAAUGGAAAUCAGGUUACCUGAUUUUGAAUACGAUGAAGAUGGAAAACAUUAUGACUCCAGCGUAGAAAUGUCUGCUAGAUUCAUUGAAUUACAAAGAGAUCUUAAACAUUUUACUCUUCGUGAAUCACAUUAUCCAAGAGCCAUUGGAGUCGCUUUAAAACGUCAAAAAUCUUCUUUACGUCAUGUAGAAUUCAUUGACACCGUAUUUGAUGAAUGGUGCCCAUUGGAUUGGAUUCCAUAUUGUAAACGAUUGGAAUCUUUAACUUUUAUUGAUUCUGAAAUGUUAAUUGCAAAGAUUUUAACUCCACUUCGAUUAUCACCUUUAACUCAACUUAAAUCUUUGACAUUUAAAGAAGAUCCUGUUCCAAUUGAUAUUUUAGAAACUCUUAUUCAUUCAUGUAAUAUCAAUUUAAGAGAGAUCGUAUUUGGUUGGCCAUUGGUCGUAAUGAAAUUCCUGAAUUAUUUCUCAUAUUAAGUAAUUGUAGACAUUUACAACGUUUAGAGAUUUAUGGUAAUGGAUGUUUGUUAGACGUUAAUGAAAUUUUACCUGAAUUGGGUAAAUAUCUUCCUCCUACAUUAGGUGAAUUGGAUAUUGGAGCGAGAUGGAGAUUUAGAUCCGAUAUUUUGGCCCGUUUCUUUGGAAAUUCCAAACAUGUUCCUUUAUACAAAUUUGUUAUUCAAAUUUGUGACUUUAUUAAUGAAGAACAUCUUAGAGUGAUCGUAAGACAUUCUAUGAGUUCUUUAAAAUAUUUUACUUUUUGGGAUAGAAAUUUUUCUGUUACUCAAGAGGGAAUGGUGAAGGCAAGCGAAUGGUUGAGGAAAUCAGUCGCUUAAUUUUUUUUUUAUAUAUAUAUAAAGGUUUUUUUGGGUUUAUGG